AUGGGUUCCCAAAGUAUUCGUCGUCAAAAUCCGGUGCUCCCGGAUAGUAUUUUCCAAAUGUUCCGACUAGAUGAGAAGGUCGUCAUCAUCACUGGCGGUGCUGGUGGAAUUGGAUACCAGGUCGCUCGUGGCCUAGCAGAGGCUGGGGCCAACAUAGCUCUCUGGUACCACGGUUCUUCUCAUGCCGAUAAGUUGGCCUCUGAGUUGGAAAAGGACUUCGGAAUAAAGGCGAAGGCGUAUAAGUGUUCAGUGCAGAACUUUGAAGAUGUUCAAUCAGCAACCAACGCUGUGGUGCGCGACUUCGGCCGACUCGAUAUUAUGAUCGCAAAUGCUGGGAUUCCCUCAAAGGCAGGCGCAUUGGAUGAUAAAUUAGAAGAUUGGCAACGGGUGGUAGAUGUUGACUUUUCCGGCGCAUACUAUUGUGCUCGUGUUGCUGGAGAGAUCUUCCGUCGACAGGGACAUGGGAAUCUUAUUUUCACUGCCUCCAUGUCUGGUCAUGCAGCGAACGUUCCUCAACAGCAGGCCUGUUACAAUGCUUGCAAGGCAGGUGUCAUCCACCUGGCGAAAUCAUUGGCCGUAGAGUGGGCCGCUUUCGCCCGUGUCAAUUCUGUCAGUCCUGGCUACAUCGACACACCUAUCAGCAAAGAUUGCCCCUUUGAGAUGAAGGAGGAAUGGUAUAAUCUUACUCCUUUGAAGCGGGAUGCUGAUCCUCGCGAGCUCAAGGGAGUAUAUCUUUACCUCUCCAGUGAUGCGAGCACCUACACAACGGGCUGCGAUAUAAUUGUAGACGGCGGAUAUACCUGUCGUUAG
Penicillium waksmanii is the source of this 810-nucleotide messenger RNA. RefSeq names its product L-xylulose reductase. Lineage: Eukaryota; Fungi; Ascomycota; Eurotiomycetes; Eurotiales; Aspergillaceae. Gene Ontology annotation, molecular function: oxidoreductase activity, acting on NAD(P)H, oxygen as acceptor. The record is from RefSeq and is a predicted model, not a curated record. Gene Ontology annotation, cellular component: intracellular anatomical structure. The coding region runs from base 1 to 810 and encodes 269 amino acids. The transcript is spliced from 3 exons.